AUGUCGAACGUCAAACAUGUUCCGAGUAAUGCUGAUUCAAAGAAACACAACGAUUACAGUUUACAGCUGAGCCGAUGGUUCCUCAUAUCGAUUGGCGCUUGGCCACAAACACGCACAUCCAGCCUAAUAGAGAGACUUUCCCCGAUAGUACUUAUUCCCAUGUGGUCAUCCGUGGUAGCAAUAAUUACAAUACCGGGUAUAUUAUACGUGUUUCUCGAGGCGAAAGGUAUUCAGAUGAAACUGAGCCCCCUUGUUCCGCUAUUUCACAGGAUAAUGGGCUUCUUGAAUUAUUCGAUACUACUAGCACGCGGCAAAGCUAUUCUUGAAUGUAUAAAGCACAUGGAGGAGGAUUGGCGUGUCGUUCAGAAAAUAGAGGAUUACGAAGUGAUGAUGAAGCAUGCCAAGAUGGGUCGUUACAUGACCGGGGUCUGUGCGACGUUCAUGCAGGGCAGCGCAUUUUUAUUUAAUUUAGCCGCAACAAUGAAAACUGUAACACUGGUUAUUAAUAACGUAUCCACCACGAUACAUCCGUUGUCGUGUCCGGCGUACCGUAAGCUGAUAGACGCGAGAUUCAGUCCGGCGAAUGAAAUCAUGAUUACUAUGCAAGUUAUGUCGAGCUACAUAACGAAUUCCUCCACAGUAUGUAUUUGUAGCCUUGCCAUUGUAUUCGCGAUGCACGCCUCUGGUCAGCUAAGCAUGUUGUACACGUGGUUUAACGAACUGAUGAAGAAUAACGCGAAGCGAAAUUGCUCGGUUCAACGAAAAUUAGCCAGCAUCGUCAAACAUCAUUUGAGAGUCUUGUGGUAA
Messenger RNA from Dinoponera quadriceps, 807 nucleotides. RefSeq lists its product as uncharacterized. The transcript has a single exon. Gene Ontology annotation, molecular function: olfactory receptor activity; odorant binding. The record is from RefSeq and is a predicted model, not a curated record. Bases 1 to 807 code for a protein of 268 amino acids. Gene Ontology annotation, biological process: sensory perception of smell. NCBI's taxonomy places the organism in Eukaryota, Metazoa, Arthropoda, Insecta, Hymenoptera, Formicidae. Gene Ontology annotation, cellular component: membrane.